This is a messenger RNA of Chanos chanos (milkfish), 6066 nucleotides long. It is a transcript of the gene cep170bb, whose product is annotated as centrosomal protein 170Bb. Bases 208 to 5406 code for a protein of 1732 amino acids. Lineage: Eukaryota; Metazoa; Chordata; Actinopteri; Gonorynchiformes; Chanidae. The transcript is spliced from 20 exons. Gene Ontology annotation, molecular function: protein binding. The record is from RefSeq and is a predicted model, not a curated record.
GAGGGUGUUUGCGAUGAAAUUCACCUUAGCAGCCGUGGACGCUAGCUAAUUCAGUCUUAUUUGUGGAUUAUUACAGCGCAAUAUUAACAACAUCCUUGUCUGCGAAAGUUUGUGCGUAAAUUUGAUGGUGACAUCAUUCCUUUCUUUUGGAAGACCGCCGCAUCUGGAAUAUUGUAGGAUGCAAAGGGGUUUCCCGGGAGAGCGACGAUGAGUGUGACAUCAUGGUUCCUGGUAAGCAGCUCUGGCACCCGCCACCGUCUGCCCCGGGAGAUGAUCUUUGUGGGCAGAGAGGACUGUGAGCUCAUGCUGCAGUCUCGCAGUGUGGACAAACAACAUGCUGUGAUCAACUACAACCCUGCCACUGAUGAGCACCUACUCAAGGACCUGGGCAGCCUGAAUGGGACAUUUGUCAAUGACUUGAGGAUUCCUGACCAGACUUACAUCACCCUGAAGCUGUCAGACAUUGUUCGCUUUGGAUAUGAUUCCAACGUGUACGUUCUAGAAAAGAGUCAGCACAGGGUCCCAGAGGAGGCACUCAAGCAUGAAAAAUACACCAGCCAACUACAGAUGGGUCUUAAGGCCUCUGAAGGGAAGAAACAAGACCUGCUAGAUGACAGAUCCAAACUGGAGAAGACUGAACGCAAGACUCACACAGAGGCUCCUGUGUCUCGGCCCACACCAUUGUACGGCCAGCCUUCAUGGUGGGGGGAAGAGGACUCUGGGAAUAAAGGUACACAGGGUGAUGGGAGAAGGUCCGAUGAAUGUCAUCCAGAGGUUUCAAAGGAGGUUCACACUGUUGACGCAGAAGUCAAUGGCUCUAUUCAAGAUUAUCGUGACAGCCAGAACAAGUCUGCCUAUCUGUACCAUCGUGAACCCAGCUACUUUGAAAUCCCUACCAAGGAGUUCCAGACACACUCCAAGCCACCAGCGGUGGAACUGAAUGACAUCCCCACUAAAGACACUGAUUCCUCUCCAGUUUUCACCGCCCCAGUAGUACAGAGUCAUGCCUCUUUCACCAUUGAGUUUGAUGAAUGUGCACCGGGCAAGAUAAAGAUUAAGGACCACGUCACCAAGUUCUCUUCCCGCCAACGCAGUAAGCAGCAGCAAUCCAGCAAGCCUCUGGCAUCUACGCCAACUGAGGUGCAGUCUGCUGAAAGCAAAGUAGCUGAUUGGCUCGUGCACAGUGAUGUCAGCAUGAUGCGGAGGCGGCCACCCUCUGAAGAUGCGUACAGCACAAAGAGUGAUCUGGCCAUGCAAAUACGGACACUCAAAGGGCAUCAUCAUGAAGAUGGGACCCAAAGUGAUUCGGAGGACCCAGUCAUGAAAGUAAAACAAAGCAAGUCUCACCACUCUAUGAAAUCCCAGCUAUCCCACCAGUCAGCUCAGCCAAAGUUUUCUGGGUCAACUCCCGAGCCAGUGCAGUCACAAAGGUCAUAUCAGCCCCGGCAGCAAUCACCACCUGCCUCCCCUGUGGGCACAGAAAGCACAGUUCCAAGGGCUGCUCCAGAGGUGCCCUCUCCCACCCAGACGCAAUUAAAACUUGGACCUCAUGAGCCCCAGAGCCAGCAAGCUUUCAUCAUUGAGUUUUUUGAUGACAAUCCUCGGAAGAAACGCUCUCAAUCCUUUACUCACAAUACGGCGCAUGCAGAUUCCUACUCUGCCCUCAAGGCCAAGCUGGAGAGGCGUAAAGGCGGGGCUCAUGGUGAAAGACCAGCAUCUGUACAUGGACACAUCCCUCCAACACAGCAAAUCACAGUUCCACUUAAAGGUUCAGGCCACACUGGUCCACAGAGGUCUAGCUCUCUGAAGAGAGAAAAGACAGAGGAAGCGCUAAGUGGGAGCAGCACAUCCCCUUCCUCCUCUGGCCCCUCUUCCCGUUCCUCCCCUGCCAUCACAAUCAAGCCUUUUGGCAGUUUAGGGAAAAAGUCCAAGCUGGCCCAAGAAUUUGCAGCCGAGUUCCUCAAAGACAUUGAUAAGACAUCCCCUCCGCCGAUGUCUGCCCCACCAGUGAUGAUGUCCCCAGCUCAUACUCAUCUGCCCUCCCCUGCAGACCCAUUGGGCCCCUCGUCUAUGUCCUAUCCCUCCUCCCCCUCACAGCUCCCUACAGUACCUCAACCACUUGCCCCUACUUCCUCUCCUGUUCCUGUUCCUGUUCCUGCCCCCACCCACCCCCCAGCUAAGAGUUUGGUUUCUAGUAUCUCCCCAGGUCGCUCAGCCGUUCAGUCUACCCCUCCAUUGCAUCCACUGGAGGUUAGUGGGAUGGAAUCCAAAGCGUCUAGAGUUGUGCGAACAGAAGAAGAGGAUAGUUUAAGUGAUGCUGGUACCUACACUAUUGAGACAGAGUCCCAGGAUAAGGAGGUGGAAGAGGCUCGAAGUAUGAUUGACCAGGUAUUUGGAGUGCUGGAUGCCCCAGAAUACAGUGGCCAGACCAUGGGAAUUUACAGGCCAAUAAUUGAUGAUGGUAGAGGUGAAGAAGCAAUCUUGGGUCAUGUGCAGGGUGGUACGAUUGACAUAGUACAGGGCUUUAACCAAUCAAACCUCAACGGGGACCCUGCAGCCCCACUGCAGGGGCACUCUGACCAGGGGGGGCCUAAAUGGGUCUCUCGCUGGGCAAGCCUUGCAGACACCUAUAGUGAACCUGGGGCCACACAGGUACCCUCAGGCACUCCACCUCAUGGUGGACUCACAGACAGAGAGGAAAGAUUAUCAUUAGUGGUAAGCCAAAGCUUCGAUAAUUCGGAAUCAGAACACAGUCAAGGUUCCAGAACCCGCCGGCUCCUUCCCCAGUUGCCACCAGGAGAAAAACCGGAGAGUCCCACCCCCAGCAUUUUAAUCCAACAUGAUCCCUUAUUGGACCAUGAGCUACCAGAACACAGCUCUGGUACGCCACGCCAGCAAGGUUCCACCCAGAUGCUACGUGUACAGGACGAUGUGGACCCUGACAGCUUAAGUGACACCAGCCGUUCAGACGACAGCUCCAUACUCGACAGAAGUAGGAGGAGCCAGGGAAGAAAGGGGACAGCCGCCAGCUCACCUGGGGAAAAUGUAACUAGGGGCAGGGGGCAAGAAAUGUCAGCACCCACACCUAAAGCCACUUCAUUUUACAUCGGUUCAGAGGAUAGUUCAUGCAAAUCAGAUACAACUCGGAGCCCAGUUCAGUCCUAUUCCGACAGAGAUCUGUCACCUAAAAUGCCACCCACCACAGUCUUGAUAAGGCAUUUAAGUAGUCAUGAGCCGCGACGACCUGUUAAGCCAAAUUCCUCAGCCCCCAACCUCCAGACACAGGAUAGAGAUACUGUGCCUACCAGAGAGAGUUCCUCAACUUCUUUUGUCAGGCAGGAGAGCUUCACCAAAGAUAGACCCAGCGACAACAUACCAGUAAAGAAGCUCCCACACAUUUCCAGUCACCCAACCUUGAGGGACUUGGACCAAAGGGAAAGUGGUGGACUAGAUAUACCACCCCAGCCUAGGGAGACAGAGAGAUCUCUGAUGUCACCAGAGGACAAACUUCCAGAACCUGUCCGAGCAUCCAAAAAAGGGAUUUCUCCUGGACAAGCAGAUGACUCCUUGUCUGGUGAAUCAGAUGUAGACACAGCCAGCACUGUGAGUUUGGUGAGCAGUAAAAAUGCUCCCAUCUCUGCACCCAAGAAGCGGACAUCUGGAAGUAGCCUACAUAAAGACAAGUCCUCCUCCAGCUCAUCUGUACAAGAGAAGGCCAGACAACCCACAGCCCGAGAGCGCCUGUCAGAGAAACGUCGCAGCCAGGUCACUGCUGACAAUGGCAACAAAGUUGAACUUACACGGCGACUUCAGCUUCGUCGCAGUGCUGGCAACCGUGGUUCCUUGGACCUAUCUGAAGGUCAGCAGAAUCAUGGCCAGCAGUUGUGGCCUGACACAACUGCUUCUGACCAUGAGUCUGGCUCACGUCCAGCCAUCCGCAAGAAGAUUUCUGCACCUCUACAGAAGGAAGAUACCAGCAAGUCAUCCAAGAACAACCAACAAGUGCUCACUAGAUCCAACAGCCUUUCAGCCCCAAGACCAACCCGAGCUUCCAUGCUGCGGCGUGCCAGGUUGGGAGAGGCUUCUGACAACGAAGGUGCAGAGACAGACCGUGGCUCUCAGACAUCAGAGCAAACUAAGGUUACUGGUGAUGGGAAGAAGCUCUCAAGACUGGACAUACUGGCCAUGCCUCGAAAGCGUACAGGGUCAUUCACUGCGCCAAGUGACAACGAGUCCUCAGGUAGUAAACCUGGUAAUUUGACUCGUACAACAGAGGCAAGUGGUAUGGGACGCAAGAUGCCAUCUAAUGAGACCAGGCAGGGUAGCACCAAAGGGACUGGUGCUACAGGGAAGCAUCCAUCUGGCCGCACUCGCUCCAGCCAAGUUAAACACAGUAGCACAGCCAGCUCUCGGCGGAAGCAGAAGGGUUCAGAUUAUUCCUCUACCUCAGAAGAGGAGAUUGAAACCAGCACAAACAAUAAACACAAACGCUCCCAUGCCUCAGCUUCAACCCAGACACAGACACCCCAAAAGACCAUGCAGGCCAGACCCAAAUCUGUGUGCCUAGACACUGAGGAGGAGGAGGCCCAGAAUGAGCAUUACCAGAACUGGUCUACUCACAGUGCAGAGAUUGCCAGGUUGAGUCAAGAUUUGGCCAAAGACCUUGCUAUCCUUGCCCGUGAAAUCCAUGAUGUAGCAGGGGACGGUGACUCCCAAACCUCUUCAGGCAUGGGCACCACCACAUCACCAGGCUCUAUGCCCAACACCCCGGCCUCUACUAUCUCUGCCCGAGAGGAGAGACCAUAUUCAUCAUUACAAGGGUUCCUGUCAUCUCAGCUUGUCCAGCACAUACCUGAAGCCAGCUUGAACUACCAGAAGGUUCCACCUGGUUCAGCUGGAGCCAUGGAGCAGGAUUCAAACAUGAAUGAUCAAGACGGCUCCAAGCGUCGUCCCUGGAACCGUGAAGAGGUCAUUUUAGAUAAUCUAAUGCUGAACCCAGUAUCCCAACUCUCCCAGGCAAUCAGGGAGAACACGGAGCAGCUGACAGAGAAAAUGAAAACAUUGUUCCAUAACAAGACAGAAAUCUGGGAGGAGAUAGAAGCAAAGAUCAAUGCAGAAAAUGAAGUUCCUAUCAUCAAAUCGUCAAACAAGGAGAUCUCUUCCAUUCUGACAGAAUUGAGGAGGGUUCAGAGACAACUAGAAGUGAUUAACACUAUAGUUGAACCUGGUGGUUCAGCAUCUAAGAUGUCAGCCAUGGUGAGUUCCCCAGGAGGGAAAACCAAACCAUCCUCCAGAGAGAGCAGAUCCUCCUCUCAGAUACACAGCUCCAGCCCAACUACAGCGAAUGCCAACAAGGGUGCAAAGAGGGGUGCGUCGGGGCAGAAGGAGGAACGUUUUCUGGUCUGAAUGGUAAACCAGUAACACCCUCCUUUGAAAGACUUCCACUAUUCUUGCCAAAUUCGUAACAUGAUACAUUGCACAAGCUGAAAUAAAAGUAGUCAAAGCCGCGUUGUUAGAAGUUUAACCUGUCGCUUUCUUAAACGAGUGGAAGAACAUCCAUGUGCCUCGUUUUCUUGUCACGUCAUAAUGGAUAGCGGAGGAAAGAGUGAAGUGAUACCGUUUUUAGAUGAGAAUCAUCUCAGAGGCGUGGCAGUGUUGUUGCGCCAUAUCUGUCCUUCUGUAUUAUUCGGCACUCCUAUGGAAAACUGUUUCAGUACUUACAUGUUGUGUGUCGGGCUGAUGUAAAGCUACAGAUAAACAAGUAAGUAAGAAAGUGAGAAGCAAAAGAGCGAGGGAUUGUCGACUUGUUUUGAGUGCUUGCCUUGUAAAAUAUGAUUGACAGAGUUCAAAAGGGCAUAUCCAUUAUUUUGCUAGCUUGGCAAACAGUGAAUGAUGUGAAAAGAUGUUUAUCAAUUCUUUAUUUCAAAUCGAGGUGAUUGUCAGAUAUUGUGAUUGUUAUGCAAGGUUUUUUUUUUGUUUUUUGACUGUUGUGAAUGUUGAGUGUUAUGAAAGAUUAGAAUGUCAUAUUAGUGCUUUUCAGAAUGUUACCUUGAGGGAAUUUAUUCC